This is a messenger RNA of Jaculus jaculus (lesser Egyptian jerboa), 339 nucleotides long. RefSeq names its product elongin-C-like. Gene Ontology annotation, molecular function: protein-macromolecule adaptor activity. The transcript has a single exon. Gene Ontology annotation, cellular component: elongin complex. The record is from RefSeq and is a predicted model, not a curated record. Bases 1 to 339 code for a protein of 112 amino acids. Gene Ontology annotation, biological process: ubiquitin-dependent protein catabolic process. NCBI's taxonomy places the organism in Eukaryota, Metazoa, Chordata, Mammalia, Rodentia, Dipodidae.
AUGGAUGGAGAGGAGAAAACCUAUGGUGGCUGUGAAGGCCCUGGUACCAUGUAUGUCAAAUUAAUAUCUUCUGAUGGUCACAGAUUUGUUGUGAAAAGGGAACAUGCACUAACAUUGGAAACAAGAAGAAACAUGUUGGGUGGGACAGGUCAGUUUGCUGAGCAUGAAACCAAUGAGGUCAAUUUUAGAGAGAUCCCUUCACAUGUGCUAUCAAAAGCAUGCAUAUAUUUUACCUACAAGGUUCGCUACACUAACAGCUCCACCAGGAUUCCCAAAUUUCCAAUUGCUCCUGAAAUAGCACUGGAACUGUUUAUGGCUGCCAGCUCCCUAGAUUGUUAA